Molecule: messenger RNA, 2145 nt
Organism: Closterium sp. NIES-65
Lineage: Eukaryota; Viridiplantae; Streptophyta; Zygnematophyceae; Desmidiales; Closteriaceae
Source: the annotation of a GenBank genome assembly
AUGGCCACCCCCAGCGUUCUCACCUUUGACGCUGAGGGUCAGGCUGUUGACUUUGAGGUCUGGGUAGAUGAUCUGCAGCUUUUCCUACAAUGCGAUAGGGCAGACGGUCUCUCUGUGUUUGACCUCACCUCUGGUGCCUCUCCUGCCCCUACUGCUGAUGCUGCCGCCACUGUUCGCUCACACCGCCUCAUACUGCCGUACCUCUUCCCUGACCUCACCAUUUUUCCCACAGUCGCUGACCUCAUAACGCACCUUCGCACUAGUGACAUUCGCUACCGUGCUGCGCUUCCUGCUGAAUUCUGCGCCAAGAACCCCCCCCCUAUGUACAUCACCCUCUACUACAUAGUCACCCGGCUCCCUGACACCCUUCGCUCGGCCAGGGACCACUUCCUCUCUGUUUGCCCCACCACCCUCACCGUUGACCUCCUCGAGGAGCGCCUCCUAGCAGUAGAAAAUAGUAUAGUCGCUGUAGGAUCCUCUCGUGGUGACCCUCGUACCCCUGUCUUUGAGGGGUGCUCCCCCUCCCCCCUCUUGCCCUCUGUUGCCUCUGCUGCUGCGGCCGACCUCGUUGGUCUUGAGUCGGUCGGCGCGGCGUCUGCCCCUAGCGGGAGACGCCGCUUAGGCAAGGACAAGGGGGGCAAGGGCGCUGGAGGAGCUGGCGGGGGCAGUGGAGGCGGCGGUGGAGGCGACGGAGGGGGUGGGGGUGGCGGUGGGAGUGGUGGCGGGAGUGGGGGCACUAGUGGCGGCAGUGGAGGCGGAGGAGGCGGCGGUGGUGGCGGUGCGAGCAGAGGUGGUGGACGUGGAGGCGGUGGUGGAGGUAGCGGCGGCGGAGGUGGAGCUGGUCGGGGCGGCUCUUCGCAGAGGGUCGGCUCCGGUGGUGGUCAGCGCCAGCAGCAGCAGCGCACUCGUGAGACCCCUUCCCCCCAGCAGCUUCGUGAGUGGUACACUGCUCGUCAGCGGGGUGGGUAUGCUGGCCCCUGUACCUACGUUCUACGUACAGGCGACCGCACGGGUGAGCAGUGUGGUGGUGUGCACUCACCUCAGCGCUGCUACGGCCGCUUGACGGACGCUUGGCGUCAUCAGUUCCCCGACGCUACUGAGAUCCCUCGCUGGGGCGAGCUGUUUAGGGCGGGUGUUGCGAUCUUUGAUCUUGAUUAUGAUGCUCUAGCUGCAAUGUAUGCUAAGACCAUUAGUGAUGAGGGUACCGCGUCGGCUCCGGCCACCCACACCUUCACCCUUGACUCGGGUGCUUCCCGCUCCUUCUUUCGAGACCGCACCACGAUUACGCCGCUUAGUCAGCCAGUGGCAGUCUCCCUAGCAGACCCCUCUAGGGGUCCUGUCCUUGCCCACUUCUCCACCGUUCUACCUUGUCCGGCGGCCCCUUCUGGCACCCUGUCGGGUCAUUACCUCCCCUCGUUCUCUACGAACUUGGUGAGUGGUGCUGACCUCCAGGAUGGAGGGGUUCACCAGUUCACUCCUGCGAGUCAGCGAGUGACCCACGGUACCUGUGCUCGGACGAGCCGUCACUUGGCCACGUUUACCCGUCAGCCGGGGUCGAGCCUGUACACACUGACUACUGAGUCUCCUCCGGUCGCUCAGUCUGCUAAGGUAGCCGCGUCGGGUCAGGUGUUUGCUGCGGCGUUCAAGUCUGGUCCUGAGUCUGCCCCCUGCUCGUGUCGUCUCCUGUCUCACCAGACUCUCCUCUGGCACCACCGCCUUGGUCACCCCUCCUUGCCUCGUCUUCGAGGCAUGGCCUCCCGUGUCCUUGUCUGUGGUCUCCCCCGAUCCCUCCCUCCCCUUCCUCCGGGGCCUGCCCCCACCUGCGUUCCCUGCGUCGAGGGGCGGCAACUCGCUGCUCCUCACUCCUCCGAGUUUCCUCCGAAAGAGGCUCCGUUGCAGACGCUUGAGAUGGACGUGUGGGGCCCAGCCCGCGUCCGUGGACAGGGUCACGAGCGUUACUUCCUGCAGGUGGUUGAUGACUACUCGCGUUACACCGCAGUCUUCCCCUUGCGCAGCAAGGGUGAGAUCACUGAGGUGUUGAUCACCUGGAUCCGCGCAGCUCGUCUCCAGCUCAGAGAGAGUUUCGGCUCGGACUUUCCUGUUCUGCGUCUGCACUCUGACAAGAGGCGGAGAGUUCUCCUCUGA